AUGGAAGAAUUGGAGGUCAAAGAGAUGUUCUGUAUGAUUGAUAAGAAACAACGUGGUAGAAUCACUUGUAAACAAUUAAGAAAAUUUCUAAGGAGACAUGACGCUAAAUUCAGUAAGAAAUCUGUAAGAAAUUACGUCAAGUCAAUAGACAGUGAUGGGGAUGAUAAAAGAGAACAAGAAAUACGCACUAUGUUUGACCACAUGGAUAAGAAUCACAACGGAUACGUGACUGCUAAAGAACUAAGAUAUUAUUUAAAAGUACACGAUGCGAGAGUCACAAAUAAAGAAGUCAAAGACUUCAUUCGUAAGAUUGACGAAAGUGGAGAUGGUCAAUUAAGUUUGCAUGAAUUUAUGAAAGCAUUUUCACCACAAAGAAGAUCCUGUACUACAGAGUUCAGGACAAUACGAAGAUGA
This is a messenger RNA of Schistosoma haematobium, 414 nucleotides long. RefSeq lists its product as uncharacterized. The record is from RefSeq and is a predicted model, not a curated record. Lineage: Eukaryota; Metazoa; Platyhelminthes; Trematoda; Strigeidida; Schistosomatidae. Gene Ontology annotation, molecular function: enzyme regulator activity; calcium ion binding. The transcript has 4 exons. The coding region runs from base 1 to 414 and encodes 137 amino acids.